Rhipicephalus sanguineus (brown dog tick) is the source of this 609-nucleotide messenger RNA. RefSeq lists its product as uncharacterized. Gene Ontology annotation, molecular function: nucleic acid binding; RNA-DNA hybrid ribonuclease activity. Lineage: Eukaryota; Metazoa; Arthropoda; Arachnida; Ixodida; Ixodidae. The record is from RefSeq and is a predicted model, not a curated record. Bases 1 to 537 code for a protein of 178 amino acids. The transcript has 2 exons.
AUGUGUCCCGUGGCCGUCGCGUGCGACUCACGAGCCGCACUGCAGGCCGUGGCGAAACCGGAAGGGGCGGGCUUCGGAACUCAACUGCUGGUCACCAAGCUGCAUGCCCUCCUCGCCAGUGGCGUCGAUGUCUCCCUGCAUUGGGUCCCAUCUCAUGUGGGUAUUCAGGGAAAUGAGCAAGCAGACGCACUGGCGAAGGAGGCACAUCACUCUACCGUCGCUGUCUGCCGUGCUGUGGUCGCCUCAGACUAUUCGAGGCUGACCUUGAGGCGGUUGUUGCUACGCUGCCACCCCGACGAACGUGUGGCCAGGCUGGAACCUCCGACCCGGCUGCCUGACAGGGGCCUCAUUGAUCACCUGUUGUGUGUGUGCCCAGCGCUUCAAGCACAACGAGCUGCCUUGCUCGCCGCACUCCGUCGCCAGGGUAUUCCCGCGGCUACACAGAGAGACCUCCUUUUCCCUGCACAGCACCACACCCAGGUUUUCAAGGCGGUUCUUCGCUUCCUUGAGGACACUGGACUGGCCAACCGGCUAUAGUAGCCGCCCGCCGCGUCCUCGGUCGUGGACAGCAUUCCUCCUCUCCUUCUCCUCCCUCUUCCCAUCUUUAUC